This is a messenger RNA of Botrytis byssoidea, 1230 nucleotides long. RefSeq lists its product as uncharacterized. The record is from RefSeq and is a predicted model, not a curated record. The transcript is spliced from 2 exons. The coding region runs from base 1 to 1230 and encodes 409 amino acids. NCBI's taxonomy places the organism in Eukaryota, Fungi, Ascomycota, Leotiomycetes, Helotiales, Sclerotiniaceae.
AUGAGUGGUAAAGGUCUUUCCAAGGUCAUUCGUGGCAGCGAAUGCUUGUUCAAACAUGCGCCACUAAGUUUGACCAGACAACAACGAUCUUUCACAAGUUCUCCAGUAUGCCAAAAAGUUGGCCAAGUUCCAUCUUUCUCUCCAACCUCCUCCGCAGAGCUUGACGCCUUACUGUUGAAAUACCGAAAGAACCUUUUCCUACCUGCACAUCUUUCAGAAUACGACCAGGAGCUAGUAUACGGCACUAGACAUGCAGAAUCACUCAAGACUGAUCCCGUCAAGGUCCAGAUUGGUGGAGAAGAAUUUGUCUUAGAGCACAUAAACCAAUUGAGAGAUCUACCAGGCACCACGAGGGGAUUUAGACAAGUUCUAAACCUCAUGAUGGAAAAGAAGGACUGGGACAACCUACCACAGUUCCUUGAGGGACAUCGCGAUUGUAGACGGCCUCUAGCCCAUGCCCUAUAUUGUCAGAUGAUUCGACGGGCCGGUCUAGUAGGACGAAUGGAUGCUGUUAUUGAGGCGGCAAGAAGAGUUCGCUACACAGGAUUUCGCUUGAACGACGAAGAAGUUGUCCUGCAAAUGAUGUACUGGAUCUACUACAAGGCACAGGUCAGUGGUUUUGAAGAGCACGAAACAAAACAGGCGCUUGCAUGGGCAGAAGUCGUGGCAGAUUUGCUUGAGGAUCCAAGGCAUGCUGGAGAUAAGGGCCCAUUACUUGCAGAGGGCGCGAAUGACGUACGGGCUCUUCCGGAAGUUAUUGGUAUAUUAUUGCAGUUGGCUGCAGUUCGCGCUGUAAAACAUACGGAUGGGAAAGAUUUGGAUGGAAAAGUCGCAACUUAUGCUACAAGGCUACUUGGAACACCAUACGACUUGAGCACUUCUUUGCUCAAUCUUAAGAGGCCAGAGGUACGGGUGUACUCGAAAUCCGGCGCCGUCGACUCGGAUAUAGCCAGUCAAACUAAAAUGGAUGGUGGAGAAUAUUCUGCGGAGGAAAUACAGAAAAAGACUAUCCGGGCUAAGAACCAUUGGCUUGUAGCUGCAGUACCAGUGCUACAUGGGAUGAAAACAGCAUUACAUGUUUUCGACCCGUCAACGGUAGCUUCAUCGAAGUUGAAGGAGAACAUACCUCGUUUAGAGAAACGUGUUAAUAGGUACGCAUCCGACUUAAAGGGAAUCGCUGCGGGAAACCUGGGUUAUAGAACAUAUACCAAUUUAUUUGGCUCAGCAUGA